AUGAAGUUCUUUAUCGAUGACCUACCAGUGAUCUUUCCAUAUCCGAAGAUAUACCCGGAACAGUACCAGUACAUGUGCGAUAUCAAGAAGACGUUGGACGCAGGUGGUAAUAGCAUUCUGGAGAUGCCUUCUGGCACGGGCAAGACGGUGUCGCUUCUGGCGCUGACGGUGGCGUACCAGAUGCACUACAAGGAGCAUCGGAAGAUCAUAUACUGCUCGCGGACGAUGUCCGAGAUCGAGAAGGCGUUGGUGGAGCUGGAAUCGCUGAUGGACUACCGAGCCAAAGAGCUGCAGUACCAGGAGGAGUUCCGCGGACUCGGGCUCACGAGUAGAAAGAACCUGUGCCUGCACCCGCGGGUCAGCAAGGAGCGCAAGGGCACGGUGGUGGACGAGAAGUGCCGGCGGAUGACGAACGGGCAGGCGAGGGCACGCAAGCAGCAGGACCCGGAGGCGAAUGUGGAGCUGUGCAACUACCACGAGAACAUGUACAAUUACUCGCCCGAGGAGUACCUUCCGCUAGGGGUCUACUCGUUUGAGAAGCUGAUCAGAUACUGCGAGGAUAAAACGCUGUGCCCGUACUUCACCGUACGGCGGAUGAUCUCGAUGUGCAACAUCAUCAUCUACUCGUACCACUACUUGCUCGACCCGAAGAUCGAGGAGCGGGUGUCGCGAGAGGUCAGCAAAGAUGCCAUUGUGAUCUUCGACGAGGCGCACAACAUAGACAACGUGUGUAUCGAGUCGUUGUCGCUGGAUCUCACGAAGGACCUGCUGAAGCGGGCCUCGAAGGGCGCCAGCGUUCUCGGUAAGAAGGUGGAGGAGGUCCGUAGGGUUGACACGAAGAAGCUCCAGGAUGAAUACGACAAGCUGGUGCAGGGCUUGAGAGCGAAUGAUAUUAUGGAAGAGAAUGAGGAGCCGCUGGUAGAGUCGCCUGUCCUUCCUGCAGACAUUCUGAAGGACGCGGUCCCCGGAAAUAUCAGGCGCGCCGAACACUUUGUAGCCUUUCUGAAGAGAUUCAUCGAGUAUCUGAAGACAAGAAUGAAGGUCCUUCAUGUUAUUUCAGAGACACCCAAUUCCUUUUUGCAGCACUUGAAACAGCUGACCUUCAUUGAUCGUAAGCCGCUUCGCUACUGUGCAGAAAGACUGUCCUUGCUGGCCAGAACUUUGGAGAUUGAUGAAGUCGAGGAGUUUAAUGCCCUCAAAGAUAUUGCAACUUUUGCAACUCUGAUCUCAACGUAUGAGAGCGGGUUUUUACUAAUUAUAGAACCAUAUGAGAUAGAAAAUGCGGCAGUUCCAAAUCCAAUAAUGCGAUUCACGUGCCUUGAUGCCUCCAUUGCAAUCAAACCAGUGUUUGAGAAGUUUUCGUCAGUUAUUAUUACAUCGGGGACCAUUUCUCCGCUUGACAUGUACCCUCGAAUGCUGAAUUUUGAGACAGUUCUUCAAAAAUCUUACUCCAUGACGCUGGCGCAGAAGUCCUUCCUCCCAAUGAUUAUAACCAAGGGGUCAGACCAGGUAGCCAUCUCUUCUCGGUUUGAGAUCAGGAAUGAUCCCUCAAUUGUCAGGAAUUAUGGUUCCAUAUUGGUUGAAUUUGCCAAGAUUACUCCUGAUGGUAUGGUAGUGUUCUUCCCCUCAUAUUUAUAUAUGGAAUCCAUUAUUUCAACUUGGCAGACAAUGGGGAUUCUAGACGAGGUUUGGAAAUACAAGCUCAUCCUCGUGGAAACACCAGACGCACAGGAAACUUCUCUAGCUUUAGAGACUUACCGAAAGGCCUGCUCGAAUGGGCGCGGCGCAAUAUUACUUUCUGUGGCCCGUGGGAAGAUUUCUGAGGGAAUUGAUUUUGACCACCAUUACGGUAGGACUGUAUUGAUGAUUGGAAUUCCUUUCCAGUACACUGAAUCGCGUAUUCUAAAGGCGAGGUUAGAGUUCCUAAGAGAAAACUAUCAGAUACGGGAAAAUGACUUUUUAUCCUUUGAUGCAAUGAGACACGCCGCUCAAUGUUUGGGAAGAGUCUUGAGGGGUAAGGAUGAUUAUGGCGUGAUGGUGCUCGCCGAUCGGCGAUUCUCAAGAAAGAAAAACCAACUUCCAAAAUGGAUCGCACAAGGGCUCUCUGAUGCUGACCUGAACCUUUCUACUGAUAUGGCGAUAGCUAAUACAAAACAAUUCCUAAGGACGAUGGCACAAGCAACUGAUCCGAAGGACCACGAAGGUGUUUCUGUUUGGAAUAUCAAGCAACUGCUCGCUUACCAGCAGGAACAAAAAAGAAGAAAAGGGACUAUGGGCGUCAUAGAAGAGGAGGUUGACGAGGAUAUAGAACUACCAGAUGCAUAA
Eremothecium gossypii ATCC 10895 is the source of this 2325-nucleotide messenger RNA. RefSeq names its product TFIIH/NER complex ATP-dependent 5'-3' DNA helicase subunit RAD3 (gene RAD3). Gene Ontology annotation, biological process: transcription by RNA polymerase II; positive regulation of mitotic recombination; nucleotide-excision repair. Gene Ontology annotation, molecular function: hydrolase activity, acting on acid anhydrides, in phosphorus-containing anhydrides; DNA helicase activity; ATP binding. Gene Ontology annotation, cellular component: nucleus. The coding region runs from base 1 to 2325 and encodes 774 amino acids. The transcript has a single exon. NCBI's taxonomy places the organism in Eukaryota, Fungi, Ascomycota, Saccharomycetes, Saccharomycetales, Saccharomycetaceae. The record is from RefSeq and is marked provisional.